CCACACUCUCUCACGCACAUCCCUUCAAAGCAGGAAAACUCCGUUUUCCAAACGCAAAAGCGCCGUGUUUUCCAACGGUGCUGUCAUUCGUGUCGGUUCGGUCGGUGCCGCUGCCUUGCGUCUCCAUUGGCGUACGCGACCACGCGCGCGCGCUACUCUGUGUGUGUAUAUGUGUGUGCAUGUGUAUGUGUACAGUGGAAAAAGUGCAAUUCUGGGUGGGUGGAGUGGCAAACAAACAGCGGAGAAAGAAAAUAAAGAAAUUACCACUUUCAACCGUUGGUGCCAGAAGGGUCGUAUAGUUUCGUAGCACCGUGCCCAUUGCCCUUUGCCCUUUUGCUACAGCUGUGCGUCCAGUGGCGAUAGGGAGACACGGAAAUGCAAACGAAGUUACACCGUUUCGCACAAAAUUCGUAUAUAUAUAAAAAGAAAACACCCUGAAAGUAUUAAUCGCAGCUUCGGUUCGGUAAAAAAUCAUCGCAACUGCCCCAACACAACCUGCCCGCUCCCGACAAUUGUGUUGCGCAAAACAUUGUUGCGGGUUACGGCUUAUCUUCCGUCGGCCAUCGUGCCGCCUGAGGAGAGUGUUUUUUUGCGUGUGUUAUUUGUCUGUUUGAGUUCGAGUUCGCUCGCGUGUAAAUGUGUGCUUAUGUGGCUUUGUGUGGAGUGUAGAAAGUUUGGUGCAAUUUUCUAAAGGGCGUAAUGCAAAUACAGUGCUGUGCCGAACGUGUCCGUGUUGUGCUUCCCGUGCAUUAAGCAACCUCCUCCGCAUAGUGGUGGCCGCAGGGGUGGCUGGCUGCCGUACGUAACGGCGUAAAUCAAACGUACCCCCGCGUACAGCCUGCGGCCCAACAUGUCGUCCAACAGUGAGCAGAACUGCGAGGUGCAGCUCGCGGCCGAGAUCGAGGUGCUGAAGAGUGCGCUGGCGGACAAGCACACGCAGCUGCUGGCGAUGGAAAGUGCCUGCCUGCAGGAGAGCGACCGGCAGGUCGAGCUGGAGGACAGCAUCAUCGCCUGGCAGGACAAGUACGAGCGGCUGUACGAGUCGCACAAGCGCGUCCAGAAGCUGAACCAAAACCUGGAGGACAAGCUGCUGAAGCUGGUCGACCGGAACUCGAGCGAGCGGGCCCAGCUGACGAGCGACGUCGCGACGCUGAGCGUACGGCUGGCGCAGGCCAACUACAACAUCCAGAGCCUCAAGCGAGAGAUUGAACGAUACAAAACCGACAUCAGUGUGGCGAUACAGUUGCUGCAGUGCAAGCCGGACAGCUUUGUAUCGCCGAAACUUUCCUCGCUUCCGAUCGAAAUUCAGUCCAAGGUGGCCACGUACAUGCGCCUCGACACGAACUCACACUCCGACUCGGAGGGCAGCACGAGCGGCGUCGGGAUGGCCACCACCAACUCGUACCACGUGCUGCCAGCCUCCGACAGUCCACCCCCACUCUGUCCCUUCCCUCCGACCGCCAUGGUCUAUUCGAUGCGAGGGCUUGGUAAGUACGGUGGCAGUCAGGACGGACAGCUGCCGGGUGGCAAGCAGUCGAACCACGGUCAGCGUGAGCAGUCCGGCCAGCAGCAGCAACAGGAAGCCCCACUGGUCGUGCCGCUCGGCACGACGCCCGCUGUCCCCGGCACGACCGACAGCCUGCUCGGCGACGGCCAGAACGUCGUGUCGCCGUCCGUGAUGGCCAAGUUCCUCGAAGACGAGCUGAAGUCGAGCGACGCGCUGCUCGGCACACCGAUCAAACACUGUGAUACGUGCGUGUGCCCUCAGGGCGGUGGCGGUGCGGUCGAGUCGGCGCGCCUGCACGCGUCCGGCUCGCUGCUGCUGGCCGACCUGCUCGGCAGCGACCAGAAGUACUACAGCGUGGCGACGCAGACGCUCGUGCGCGGGGACCACGCGAAUGGCACCAACACGCUGCUCUGUCUGCGGUGCAGCAGCAACCUGAACUCGCCGUCCCACCACAACAGCCCGUACAUGCUGAAGCUGAUCAAGUCGAGCGACAGCGUCAUCUCGGAGACGAAGAGCAGCGUCUCGGACUACCUGACCACCCCGGACAAGGUUUCGCCGACGACGGCGGUCCGGCCGGGCGGGUCGGCGAACGGGGCCGCCUGUGGUGACAUUGGCACGGGCGGGGAGGGAAGCGAUACGUCCGAUCCGCUCGCACUGCUGGUGGUGCCGACCAAGAAGGACGACCUGAUGGUUAAUCCCAUCCUGGGGCACCAUCGGCUUGCGGUGGAACGGUCCGCCUCGCUCUCAGCGAACCAGACCGACCAGCAUCAUCUUCAGCAGCAGCAGCAGCAGCAGCAGCAGCAACACAACAAGCUUGCUGCUGGGAAAGUGCCGACGACCACACAGCAGCACACAAAGAAGCUGCCCGGGGAUACUGCCUUCAAGCAGAGUAAGCCACCGGUUUGCGGUGGCAGUGCCGGUGCUGGACAAAUGACACCGCAGCUUAGUCGAGCCGAUCCGACGGCAUCGAAGCUUGCGCACGAUUCGCCCUCGUACAUUAUUAAGGACACGGAUCAGAUGAGCGGCAGCCACGCGACGCCAAUCUCCUCGUCCACCGGGAAUGGUGGUGUGCCGGGACCGUCGGGCAAGUACGGCACGUCCGCCAGUGGCAGUGUGGGCAGCGGGCUGUACCAUACGGUCGGCAGCACCAACAGCCUGUGGAGCAGGACGAGCAGCAAGGAUCCGGAGAAGGACGGUGCGAAGAUGUUCGAGAUCUUUAAUCGCAAUCUCAUCAAAACCAUCAAGGCUGAAAAUCCCAAGAUGUCCGGUCCGCGUAUCUGUGCGCUGCGAAUACAGAACGGUUCGAGCAACAUCCUACUGGACAAUCUCGUCGACGAUGGACUCGAAGGGCUAGACUCGAAGCCACCGACCCCGGUCAUGUACACGCGCCGUGCCAAGUUCCUCGACGAGGAGCUGCUGCUGGACGACGAUCCAUCGAUCGGGCUGAACGGUGCGAUCAAAACCACCAACCUGCCGACGGCAACGUCUUCCGGCGAAUCCAUUUCAUCGCCCGCGGGCUACACCAAACCCAUGACCACGCCGGUCAAAUCCUCCCUGGCAACCGGUGGUGCGCUCGGUCCUGCCGGAGACGGUGGACCGGAUGGGCACGGAAGCCUCAUCAGCGGAACGAUUAACCGUGUCGAUGAGGGUGGCGGUGGAGAAGCUGUCAGGGGUCAUGAGGAUGCGGGCGGUGGUAGCAAGCAGGUGUGCAAUAUGAGCACCACCACCUCACCCCACUCCUCCGACCGGCUGUGUACGAUCGGGGAGGAGGUGAGCAAUUUGCUGAUCAACACCAAGCUCGGUGCGGCCGCGCUGCCCAAACCGCGCCUCGACAUCAACGUCAACAAGCUGGAGGGUAUCGACGUGACGUCGAAGAAGUCCUGCACCCAGUCCAGCUCCAUCUCGAGCGAAAUCGACCUGCAGGAGAGUGCGAUACUGCGCCGCCAGCAGCUGUCCCGGGUCGCCGAGUGGGUGCAGAACAACUCGAAGCUCGGCAAUGCGGCGGAACCGCUCAGCAACACCGAGUCGGACAACGAGCCGACGGCCGGUGGUGCGCUGACGGCGGACAGCUUGAACAACAAUGCUACCGCGCCCGGCAUACCGCCGAAGGCUUCCCGUCCAACCGUGCCGUCCACCGGUGGUAAGCCGGCGGGCUGCGAGGCGAAACCGUCGAUGGGCCGGCUGGGGCACCCGUACGGUCCCGCCGGUACCGGUAGCAGUCUGCUCAAUGGUAACUACGCGAGCGCCGCCACCUUUGGCGGUGGCAUGAACGCCCCCAAGCCGGACCGGGGCAUGACCGCUGGCGCGAAGCACGGGUACUGCAACAAUCUCAACAGCAGCAGCACCCUUCCGAACGGUACGGCCGCACCGUCCGGCAUGCUGGACUACAACAGCAAUGCGACGACGGUCGCACCCGGUCCCACCAGUGCUGCGCUCGGUGCCAUCCGGAAGGGCAGCACCGUGACGGUGCUGCGGGACAGUGCGCUCACCGGACAGUGCCUCGCGGGUGACGAUCGCCGGCUGGCGCCCCUGCCCGACCCGGACCCGCACCAUCCGGACGGCAACGACGACGACGACGACAGCAGCAGCGUCGAUCUCGCCCAGAUGGAGUACAACGUGAAACAGUUUCUGCUGAAGCAGAACGAAUGGUCCACGGUGCGGCGCCAGUCGCUCAUCUCGUCCUCUGCCUCCAGCGUGAAGGGCCGGGGCGGCGACGAACCCGUCCGGCCGGUGCGCGACCCAUGCACCAAGGGCUUGUUUCCCGGGAUGGCGGUAGCGCAGCAGACGCAAGCACCGUACCAGCACCAUUCUGGCACUGGUGGCGCGGGGGGUAACAACAUGUACGGCAACAGUCACAAGUACCCGAUCAAUCCACACCGGACGGAAACGAAUCUGUAAAGACAAAAAAAAAAAAACAGCAACUCCUGUAACAGGGGGGAAACUACACACGCUCGCACAAACAUGCUGGCCCGGCCAGGAAGACAGGUGUCCGGAAAGAGGGGCGAAGCGAGGGGUGGCGGAAACCAGAGCUUCGGAUUAGUUAAUGGAUACAUAUACCGAACGUUGCUUACAAAAUAAAACAUUGUUGAACGCGUAGUCGCAUAGGUAUGUAACUCGUAGUGAAGAUAGGCCACACCACUCACACACAGACACUUAGGCAAAAGGGCACACGCGCCAAGAUCGAAGCACAAAAGGGGGGGAAGGUGACCCCGCAGCAGGUAGGGCUUAUCAUUGAUAAAGUUUUGGGUUUAAAGUGCAACGGUGCACGUGCAAUCGUGUGUUGAGGGAGAGAAUGAGAGAGAAGGAGAAAAAAAGGAAGCGAGAAAGGGAAUCAAAGUGCUCAUUUAUGUUUAGAGUUAAUUGCCAAACAUUCGCUGUAGUAGUAAAACGUCCAAAACCAAAAAAUCCAAUAUAUUAUAUACAAAUAGCCAGUGCGCUUUGCCAAAAUCGGCGCCAUGGGGGAAAAGGGGAAGCCUGGGAGGGGAAAAGGUUAAGAAAUAAUUCCAAUAAUUUAGUCUAGGGUUUAUUUUUCUUGCUGAGUAUGGGUGAGUAGCUUGUUUUGCUUAGGACGCCGCACAAGCACGCUUAACCGGUUAAGCGUAGUAUGUAAAUGUGUUUAGUUUUAUUAUUCGAAUAGUGUAACCGCCUCAUUCCAUAUAGUUUUCUACAUUCUGUGGACGUCGCAACCCACGUGGAACAUGCUUCUGUACCAGCGGGAGUGUCCAAAAUCAGUUAAUAAUCAAAAAAAGUAAUGAAACCAAACCAACCAUACCAGAACUGCUAGUGAUAGAGAGCAAAAAGAAGAGAAAAAACAGCAUUAAUGUGGGCGGGAAAAAAGAGGGAAUAUAGAAUAAUCAAUCAACUUUAUAAUGCAUUACCAACCCAACCCCAAAACCACCCAACGAGCUGAGAGUUCCUUCGGCAAAGCGCGACCAGUGGGUAGAGAUUAAACGGUAGUAUCGGAUAAAUCAAGAAGCGAAGUGUACAUGUAUUGUCUGUUUGUAGUAUAAGCAAUGGCUAAAAUAAGGGCGGAGAUGGAUGUAAGAAAGGUGGCCGAGUGCGUGUCGUAUUUUUUUUUAUUUCGCCAGCAGUGCUGUACUGUUGACACUGCAACACAUGUAACCAUGCCUUUUUUCCCUCCCCCGUUGAUUGAUAGUGUGGAAAGCGAGAAGGAUACAGAACGGAGCAGGAUAUUUACUCCCACUAUACAUAUUAACUAUAUAUAUAUAUACAUAUAUAAGCGCGGGCAUCGGGCAGGAGUAGCACACGCUCCCCUUAUACUUCUCCCUCACACAAAAAAACCCCCUCUUCUUCCUUUGAGCAUAUGGAAAAGCAAACCUAUACACCAGACAGCGUACUAUAACAAUUAUAUGCCAACCGUUGCGUGAUGAAACAACAAUAACAAACAAAUGACGUUCGUGGCUUGGGCUUAGAAUCUUCCGUAGAGCGAAAAGGGCGCAGUGGAGUUAGUAAAGAAACAGAGCUCCAACAUAAGGCAUCAAAAGCAAAUGCAGAAGCAAAAGCCUGUAUCCUGUGCGUCGUGAUAAUAUGUAUAUCUGCAGCAACAGUUCGAAACCAAAAAACAAAAAAACAAAAACAAAAACAAAAAAGCAUAACACAGACACAGAUAAAUUACAACAUUUUCGCUUACAUGCGUUAACAUUCAUAUCUAACCGCAUUUAUCGCAACGCGCAAGCGCUAUAUGAAGUGAUGCGCAAUGUGCGCGAUCGCUCAUGGAUCGUUAAGUGCAUGUUUUCGCCCUUACUUACUACCAAAAAGCAAAGCGAAAUUUCGCCCCAAGGCUCUCAUUUGUUCGAUGAUGUGAAACACCCAUGCCGCGCGACAAAGAAUAUACUCCUUUAGAUGGCUUCAUGUGAUAUACACCCGUAUGUAAACAAACUUAACUAUUAUAUCAUCCCCCUUCUUCCCAUCCCACUUUUUCCCCUCCCUCCCUCCAUCCCAUUGACCAACCAUAUAAUCAUCGCACAAUAUAAAAUGCCUGCCUUUGCUAAAGCUUGCCUUCCGUUCUACGUUAUCCUUUCUUCCCCGUGUUUCCGCUUCGCUCCCGUUGUGCCCGUGUUGUGGCGUACCUUUAGAUGUACCGUUCUGUGCAAAAACCGUUCCACAAAACUAACCUACUAACAAAUCUCUAUCACCUUAUAUCACCUGCACUAUGUACUAUCACCACCGGGAGAGGAUCUGCGCUGCGAUAUGUAAGAGGGGAGAAUAUAUCCCCUAUCCUACCUAGAGAAACUGCAACUACGCUUUAAUUUAAGGACGAUCAGCUUACUAACUCGUAACUCGUAACACACUAUAUUUACAUCGUAACGCGCGUAUACCAUUAAUAAAAAAGAAAAUGUCAUUUUUCAUCGAUCGAUCGAGCAAUCCACAUUCCCCGAGUUCCCAAUUCCCAUUUCACCGUCAAUCCAUCCAUCCAUAUGCGUUGGUCAUAUCUCGUCUCAUAUCGCUUUGCGUGCCCGAUAGUGCUGCAUUCCAGUUGUGCAUUCCUCUUUUUUUUUACUUCCGAUUGUGGGCGAUGACGUUCUUAUCAGCCUUCGCCAAGUAAUGAAAUUCCGUUCGGUAACAAACCGGUGCGAAGGGCACAACGAUGCAAACCGCCUAGAAAUAUUUGGUGAAGAUUGAGAGCGUUUUUGUUCCCAGACUUCCGGGUACGAUGGGAUGGUUUGCGGAGGCUAUCCAGACUUUGCCCUUUGUCCCUUUUUGUUGGACAAACAAUUUCGGGCAUACAGUCGGCAAACGGCAAGGCUGCGGAAUGGAAUGUUUUUUUGUUUUGUUUUCCUUUUUCUGUUUUGUUUUUGUUCAAAUCAUUUUUCGUAUUUUGUUUUUCACUCUCAAAAGCAAAAAGAACUCAUUUGCUCUUCUUCAUACAAUAGACUAAAACAACACGAAACUUACAAUUCCCUACACCGAAGCAAUACAAAUCCAUCUCUUCCAGUCUGUACAACCCGUUUUCUAAGUAAACAGCCCAUGUUUUUAAUGGUUUUAUAAGCAUAAUUAACCCGUACAAUAUUGUGCGUCAUUUUCAUUCUUCCGUCGCUAAAAACUGCCCUAAA
Messenger RNA from Anopheles merus, 7581 nucleotides. RefSeq names its product tight junction-associated protein 1. The coding region runs from base 851 to 4405 and encodes 1184 amino acids. The record is from RefSeq and is a predicted model, not a curated record. The transcript is spliced from 6 exons. Lineage: Eukaryota; Metazoa; Arthropoda; Insecta; Diptera; Culicidae.